AUUUCCGGAAGUGACACAGUGAGGGCGGAAGCUGGGAUUUUUGCCCUUGAAGCACAUGCUUUUGUAGAGAGAGAUGGCAGAAGAGCAGCAGACCCGAUUGCAAAAUGCAGUGGACUCCAUGGUUAAAAACCUGGAGAGAGAAAAUAUCCGGAAAAUGCAGGGCAGAAUGUUUCGAUGCAGUGCACAGUGCUGUGAAAAUGAAGGAGCUUCCAUGCAACAGGUCCACCACUGCAUCGAGCGCUGCCAUGCUCCAUUGGCACAGGCACAGAGUCUGGUUACCAGCGAGCUGGAGAGGUUUCAGGACCGCCUUGCUCGCUGUACCAUGCACUGCAAUGACAAAGCCAAAGACUCCUUUGACUCUGGUUUGAAAGAGGCCCAAGUCAAGUCUCAGCUGGAGAGCUGUGUUAUAAAGUGUGCCGAAGAGCACAUGAGUCUCAUCCCGAGCUUAACAAGGAAGCUAAAGGAUGCACUAGCUGAAGUUGACAAGAAGACCCAAUAGGAAUCUGCAGGAGAUACUACAAUGUGAGACUGUCCAUCCUAUUAUGUGCUGAAGAGAAUCUUUUGGGGCAAUGCUGCAAGCACUGCUACAGCUGAAUAGUCCUGUUCCAGUUAUUAGGACUGACACCUUCCAUAAUGUUGGGGUUCAGCUGGACUGGUUAUUGAGGUAUAGAGAAGCUCUUUUCUAUGAAGUCUUAUAAAAUGCAUCAAACCCAUAUUAACAGUCAGCAAUGACAUUUCAAUUGAUAUCUUUUUUUUUCUUUAAUUUAUUAGUAUUUUUAAUUGAAUUUUUUUUCUCUACAUGAUUCACUUUUGGUUCUGCUAUGCUGAGCGGUGGUUACUAUCUUUUCCGCAGGACAUCUCUGGAAUUAUCUUAUGUGCCGUUGUUCGGUGUGGAAAUCCUAAUGGAAGCUGUCAUUUUAGCGUGUUAUGUACACAGAGUCCCAUCUGUGAGUGUUUAACCCCUUAAGGACACAUGACAUGUGUGACAUGUCAUGAUUCCCUUUUAUUCCAGAAGUUUGGUCCUUAAGGGGUUAAGGUACUUUUUUAGAAUAUGAUUGAGAUCUAGCAUCUGUAAAAUUCUGGCUACCACAGCUAAAAGUAACCAUAAGGGAAACACUAUGGCCUCAAUUUAAUAAACUUUCCAAAUUAUUCAAUACUAUUAUAAAAACGUUCUAAACGAUUUAUCUAUAAAUUACCAUAAAAUCUAUUUUUAUAGAUAAUCUAAUCUAAUCCGUUUUUAUAACAGUACUGAAUCCUUUGAGCUAAUUAAAUCAAGGUGUAUAUUUGAAUACAUAUAUAGGUCUUGUAUUGUAGUUCAGCUUGGUGCAUUUGGUAUUUAUCUCACAAUCAACCCUUUUUUUUUUUUUUUUUUUUUUACCUCUUCUACCUCCGUAUUAACUAUCAUCAAUAUCUGUCCAGAACCGGUGCUGUGUCCUUGUACGUUCAUUGUUUAAGACUUAAACACAUGAUUAUGAAAAGACUGUUCAUAUAAUAUGUAAUACAUUUCAGUGUAGGUCGAAGGUUGAAAACUGUGAUUAAUGAUUUGUUUCAGGAUUUGAAAAU
Pelobates fuscus (common spadefoot toad) is the source of this 1563-nucleotide messenger RNA. RefSeq names its product family with sequence similarity 136 member A (gene TIMCC). Gene Ontology annotation, cellular component: cytoplasm. The transcript has 3 exons. NCBI's taxonomy places the organism in Eukaryota, Metazoa, Chordata, Amphibia, Anura, Pelobatidae. The coding region runs from base 74 to 499 and encodes 141 amino acids. The record is from RefSeq and is a predicted model, not a curated record.